Necator americanus (New World hookworm) is the source of this 393-nucleotide messenger RNA. RefSeq lists its product as uncharacterized. Bases 1 to 393 code for a protein of 130 amino acids. The transcript has a single exon. The record is from RefSeq and is a predicted model, not a curated record. NCBI's taxonomy places the organism in Eukaryota, Metazoa, Nematoda, Chromadorea, Rhabditida, Ancylostomatidae.
AUGUGGAUCUCUUCGAGACCACGAACGGGAAUCAGGGUGGACGGACAACCGAUAGAACUCGUCGAUGAGUUCUGUUACCUGGGCUGUAUGCUGAAGAACAAUGGCAGCUACGAGAGAGAUGUUCAGCAAAGAUGCGCUAAGGCCACUUCUGCAUUUAACUCCUUAACGAAAUGUCUGUGGUCGACCCCCAUCACCAACGAAGUCAAGCUGCGAGUCUACCUAUCCGCAAUUCGCCCCAUCAUGAUGUACGGAUCGGAGAAUUGGGCAGCACUGUCAACGGUUAUGGAGAGGCUUGACUGCACGGAACGAAAGCUGCUUAGACGGCUACUUGGCUACUUUUGGCCUAGGGUAUGUCACAAUGAAGAUCUUUACGCAGAAAUUGAUGUGGUAUAG